CCCCUAACAACGACCUUAACAACGUGUACACUAAUCCGGAUAUUACGGAAGUAAACACUAUCCGUCAUAGAAAAUUGUAAAUUAUGUCGAAACAAGAAAAGGAGCCUCCAAAUUUUGUUCAUCAAAAUGCAAUAUUAUGUGAAACUAUUCAUAAGGAACAAAGAACUUCAAAGUUAUACACAAAUUAUAGCGUAAAUCCAUUCAAGAAAAUUCAUGUAAUUACUGGUAAACCAAAUUCUUCCCAUGACACAGAAGAGGGAGAAGAAGAUGAGCAUUUUAAGAAAGUAAUAUCAAGAGCAAAUUUAGAACCUGUAAAGAAGUACACUUAUCCACAGACAGAGUCCCAGGAAGUUGGAUGGAUCACCAGACCUCUUAUUGAUAUAGAUAGAAAUGACAAAAGACUGCAAUUUUUCAGACAGAACACUCCAAUAACAAAAUACAUGGAUGCUGCUUGGCGAGUAAAGGAACAAACAGAGAAUUUGAACUGAUGUGAUAGAUAGUUAUAGCAUUUUCUUUUAUCAUAUUCUUUAUACAAUACAUCUGUGAUAACAUAAAUUGUUUAUUAUUUGCAGCCAAAAUAUCAUGCAUGUUUAAAUCUUAUGUACCUAUUAAUGUUAAAUUUGUAAACUUGGAAGAUUGAAAAAAAAGCUGACAUACGAGUCACAAUGAAUA
Molecule: messenger RNA, 672 nt
Organism: Ruditapes philippinarum (Manila clam)
Lineage: Eukaryota; Metazoa; Mollusca; Bivalvia; Venerida; Veneridae
Product: cilia- and flagella-associated protein 144-like
Exons: 4
Coding region: 84-488 (134 amino acids)
Cellular component (GO): ciliary base
Source: RefSeq, a predicted model, not a curated record